Messenger RNA from Eremothecium gossypii ATCC 10895, 1089 nucleotides. It is a transcript of the gene RCL1, whose product is annotated as rRNA-processing endoribonuclease. Gene Ontology annotation, biological process: ribosome biogenesis; endonucleolytic cleavage of tricistronic rRNA transcript (SSU-rRNA, 5.8S rRNA, LSU-rRNA). Bases 1 to 1089 code for a protein of 362 amino acids. Gene Ontology annotation, molecular function: RNA endonuclease activity. Gene Ontology annotation, cellular component: nucleolus. NCBI's taxonomy places the organism in Eukaryota, Fungi, Ascomycota, Saccharomycetes, Saccharomycetales, Saccharomycetaceae. The record is from RefSeq and is marked provisional. The transcript has a single exon.
AUGUCUUCAAAAUAUGUCACAUUCCGUGGUGCCACGAAUUUCCGGCACAGAAUAGUGAUGGCCACUCUGUCGGGAAAGGCUGUGAAGAUUGAAAAGAUCAGGUCCGAGGACAUGAAUCCUGGGCUGCGAGACCACGAAGUAUCGUUUCUGCGGCUCAUAGAGGCCGUUACCAAUGGAAGUGUAAUUGAGAUCUCGUACACCGGUACGACCGUGAUAUAUAGGCCUGGAAUCAUCGUAGGAGGGUCACACACGCACAACUGCCCGAAUGGCAAGGCGGUGGGCUACUACGUGGAGCCGCUCCUGUACCUGGCGCCAUUUUCUAAGAAGAAGUUUUCGAUCAUACUGCGGGGUGUCACGUCGACGCACCAGGACGCUGGGAUAGAGGCGAUUAAGUGGGGCCUGAUGCCCGUGAUGGAGAAGUUCGGUGUGCGAGAGUGCGCUCUCCACACGCUGAAGCGCGGGGCGCCACCGCUUGGCGGCGGUGAGGUGCACCUGGUUGUGGACUCGUUGAUUGCGCAGCCGAUAACAAUGCAUGCUCUAGAGCGCCCGCUAAUUUCGGCCAUCCGUGGCGUCGCCUACUCGACCAGAGUCAGUCCGUCUAUGGUAAACAGAAUGAUCGAUGGCGCUAAAAGCGUGCUGAAACAGGUUCCAUGCGAGGCCAACAUUACUGCGGACGUGUGGAGAGGCGCGAACUCAGGAAAGAGUCCCGGAUGGGGCAUCACAUUGGUGGCAGAAACUAAGAAAGGCUGGAGGUACUUCACGGAGGCGAUCGGCGACGCAGGUGAAGUGCCAGAGGAUAUUGGGAACAAGGCAGCAUACAACCUUUUGGAAGAGAUCAGUAGAAGCGCGGUUGUGUGCCGGUCGCAGCUGCCACUAGCAAUUGUGUACAUGGUCAUUGGGAAGGAGGAUAUCGGGAGGCUCAGAAUAGCCAGGGCCCAAGUUGACGAAAGCCUGGUCCUCCUUUUGAGAGAUAUCAAAGAACUGUUCGGAACGGAGGCCCUGCUGAAACCUGCUGACGAUGACACCGACGACCUGAUCGUCACAAUCAAGGGGAUCGGGUUCACGAAUACCAGCAAGAAGAUCGCCUGA